GUCAGUCUGCAGCUCGCAGGAGUUUCACCGAGGAUUUAAUUAUCUGUCAUUUUAGACACCGGAGCAGCACGAGCGGAGACGCUGCACCAGAGACUCCUGAGAGCAUCUCCAGAGGUUGCUGCUGCGCACACAGAGCCUGAAGAAAGACAUCAUGAGUGACAACUUCGACUGCAAAAACUGCAACGAGUCCCUGUGUGGACGCAAAUACAUCCAGGUGGAGGAGAAACCUCACUGCAUCCCCUGCUACGACCGCCUGUACGCUAACACCUGCCAGGAGUGUAAAGAAAUAAUUAGCCACAAUGCCAAGGAGCUCUUCUAUGAGAACAGAUAUUACCAUGCACACUGUUUUCGCUGUUUCCGCUGCGACCGCUCUCUGGCAGACGAGCCCUUCACCAGCCAGGAGGACGCACUGGUGUGCAGCGACUGCUACUGCAACGAGUUCUCCUCCAAGUGUGUCUCCUGCGACAAGACGGUCAUGCCAGGGUCGAGGAUGUUGGAAUACGGCGGCUCCACGUGGCACGAGGACUGUUUUGUGUGUCAUGGUUGCGAGAAGCCGAUCGGCGCCGAGGCCUUUAUCCCGGACAACAACAACUACUACUGUGUGCCCUGCUACGAGGGCAGGGUGGCUCCUCAGUGCAGCCACUGCAAAAAGGCUCUGACUAAAGGAGGGGUGACCUACAAGGACGAGGUGUGGCACAAAGAGUGCUUUCUCUGCACGGGCUGUAAAGCUCCGCUGGCCGGCCAACCCUUCACCUCGCAGGGGGAGAGUCCGUACUGUGUCAAGUGUUUCAGCAGCCUGUACGCCAAAAAAUGUGCCGGCUGCAACACGGCCAUCACAGGGUUCGGGGAUGGGAAGUAUGUUUCCUUUGAGGACCGGCAGUGGCACCAGCCGUGCUUUAAGUGUUCGCGCUGCUCUGUGUCACUGGUGGGCUCCGGCUUCUUCCCCGACCGCGACCAGAUUCUGUGUACAGACUGCAACAACGACGACUGACCGCCGCUCACACCACCUGCAGCAAAUAUCAAACACGGCUGACACCAGCAGCAGAACGUCUAAACCUCAGCCCUGAGCACAAACACUGCAAUAUUAUAAACUCACUCACAGUAAAGCUGACACAAAGCUCAGUAUUUACAACUCAAAACUCUCGUCAGCCUGUAGCACAUGUUGUAUAAAUUCUGCAGACAUGUCCUGUGAUGUAUGUAUGACUCUGUUUUUCAUUGUUUUAUAUAUUUUGCACAUCAAAGACUAAAUAAAAUAUACAAAAGAUAUGUAAACAUUUAAAUUAAACUGUUUGAUUAUUCAUAAAAGUGGUAAUACAUCAUUUUAUAACACUUUUUUCAGUACUGCUAUACAAAACCAAAAUUUGAAUUUGAAUGUUACUUGUUUAGUUUAUUCAACUGCCCAUUUUCUUCUUCUAUGUAAAUUUAUUUGUUGAAAAUGUUGCAAAAAACAUAUAUUUUCUUUUAAUUUUGGCUUUAAACUAUCUUUUCUGUCAUCCACGCAAUGAUAAUAAAUAUGAUAAAAACAA
Messenger RNA from Plectropomus leopardus (leopard coralgrouper), 1526 nucleotides. RefSeq names its product four and a half LIM domains protein 3. Gene Ontology annotation, molecular function: transcription coregulator activity; actin binding. Gene Ontology annotation, cellular component: nucleus; Z disc; stress fiber. The record is from RefSeq and is a predicted model, not a curated record. Gene Ontology annotation, biological process: actin cytoskeleton organization. NCBI's taxonomy places the organism in Eukaryota, Metazoa, Chordata, Actinopteri, Perciformes, Serranidae.